Molecule: messenger RNA, 11787 nt
Organism: Mobula hypostoma (lesser devil ray)
Lineage: Eukaryota; Metazoa; Chordata; Chondrichthyes; Myliobatiformes; Myliobatidae
Product: wings apart-like protein homolog
Exons: 19
Coding region: 112-3765 (1217 amino acids)
Source: RefSeq, a predicted model, not a curated record
GGUUAUGGCGGUGAGGUGUUUUUUCUGUUAGGCCCGAGCGGAGCAGCGAGGCCCCGGGCCGGCGUUUCAUACAGAGCCGGGGGACGGCGGGAAUAUGAAAGAAGUGCCAACAUGACAUCAAGAUAUGGGAAAACCUACAGUAAGAAGGGGAGCACUGGCAAUUCGAAAUUUGACGAGGUAUUCUCCGGUAAGCGAGCGAAAAUCAGCACGAAAUGGGGCGAGACCACCUUUAAGGCUCAACUGGGCCAGAAGAGACCGAACGUGAAAGCGGAGCCAGUGGAACAGCCCAAAAGGCAGAGGGUUGAAGACCGCUUGCCAGAGGACCCGUUUGGGUUUGACAGUGAUGACGAUUCUCUCCCGGUGUCUUCGCGGAAUCCAACUCCGGCCAAGGCGCCGCAGCCUGCGGAGUCUCUGAGGCGAUCCGACGCGGAUGGAGUGACCUCCCUGCUGGAGGUGAACAGUAGGAUGGGUCGGCCUGCGGGCGGCGAGGCUCUCGUCUGCAGCAGCAGGUUUGCGUCCUUGGCCGAUACCGUCCAGCAGAACAGUUUGGGUCGGAGCUUCGAUUUGUGUCCAGAGACCAGAGACGCCCACGUCUCCGGCAACAGGUUGAACUCACUGGGGGGCAAGCACCAAGAUCCAUUGAGAGAAGGAAUUGAGAAAAAUAGUUUUCCCAAGAUCAAGAAUGCAACUGAAAAUGAAAAGAAAUCUGAAGAGCCCAGCACAAGACAGGCUGGUAUUAAAGCUGAUGAAUCACCUUUGGAUAGUUGGGAUGAGAUCAUGAAGAGCUCAGGGUCACCCUCUGAACUGCAUCAGAGGACAGAAUUCCAGCCAUGGGUUGGUGGACUUGGCCGGAUGCUUGGUGUCAAAAACGAGGCCUCUGAUGGAAGGCAAGGCAAGCGUGGAGAUAUUUUCUUACACCCUGAUAGGCCUCUGGAACUUAAAGGUAACCAAGGAAUUUUUGAGCGGGCAGAAUAUUCCAGUUUCAAGGAUGAGGAGAUAGAGAAUGACUCCCAGCCUCUCAGGUCAAACUGCAGGACGUACUGUCGUUCAAAUAAAGGUAAAUCAGGAAGUGCUGGCACAACAAAUUUUGAUAAAAUAAUUGAUGGCACUGGGAAAUCUGCUCAGGCUGACCUGAUGGCCAAGGACAGCUUAAAACUAGACACCAAAACUUCAGGGACAACAGGCAAGCCAUCUACAGCUCGGACUGCAAGAGACACUAUUACCUUGCCCUCGUCUUAUCUAUCACCUUGCAAUGUCACGCUUCAGGAUACCACAGACAGGAGCAUGGAUGAAUUUACUACCAGUCCAGCUGACCUGGGAGAAGCAGGCCGCUUAAGGAAAAAAAAUGAUGCUGCGGCGGGUAAGACUGCUGUCAGAUUUCGGCCGACCCAGUCCAAAUCCAAAAAGGACGCAAAGCUGGAGUUCUUUGGUUUCGAUGAGCAGGAGGGAGAGGAAGGUGCCUUCCAAUCAACUGGUGGUGCAGCCAACUAUAAAAUCAAGUACUUUGGUUUUGAUGAUCUGAGUGAAAGCUCUGAUGAGGAUGAUGACUCUGAAUCGGAAGGCAGGCACCGGAAAAAAUCUUCAGUCAGAAUGGGUGAUAUUGGGGAUCUUCUGUCAAACUCUGAGUCAUCAGACUCUCAAGGAAGCCAGUCGCAGUCUCAGCACAGCACAAGUACAGAUCCUCUGGAGUUCAGUGAUGAGUCAAAUCCCAAUUUCCCUGAUGUUGGUAGGAAACAAAUUAACAGACAGGAAAAAGCCAAGGAAAAUACCAGGAAAAUCUUCCAUGGACCUAAGCGGUCUCCUACUAAAGCUGUGUAUAAUGCCAGACACUGGAAUCAGCCCGAGGCGGAGGAGCUCCCUUCAACACUGUUACAAUCUCACAAUAGCACAGGGAGCGUCGCAAGUAAGCAGCCACUGGUACAGUCUCAGACAACACCGGUCAUAGCCACCACAAAGGAAACUGCUCAGAAAGAUGAAGGUGUCUUCAAAGCCCCUCCUCCUCCUCCCCGUGUGAUCAAAACUGUAACAAUACCAACCCAGCCAUACCAAGACAUUGUGACUGCACUGAAAUGUAGGAAGGAGGAUAAAGAGCUGUACACUGUGGUCCAGCACGUGAAGCACUUCAAUGAUGUAGUGGAAUUUGGAGAAAACCAAGAGUUUACAGAUGACAUUGAGUAUUUGCUCAGUGGAUUGAAGUGUUCUCAGCCUCUCAACACACGCUGCCUUAGUAUUAUCAGCUUGGCCACCAAGUGUGCCAUGCCCAGUUUCCGAAUGCACCUAAGAGCUCAUGGGAUGGUAGCCAUGGUCUUCAAGACACUGGAUGAUGCACAAAAGAACCAGAAUCUAGCUCUUUGCACGGCCGCACUAAUGUACAUCCUGAGCCGAGACCGACUGAACAUGGACUUGGAUCGAGCCAGUCUGGACUUGAUGAUUCGCCUCCUAGAGUUAGAUCAGGACCCAUGCUCACGUCAGCUGAAUGAGAAAGAAAUGAAAAAGAUAAAAGAGAAAAUCCGCAAGCUCUGUGAAACUGUUCACAACAGGCAUCUGGACUUAGAGAAUAUCACGACGGGACACUUGGCAAUGGAGACGCUGCUCUCCCUCACAUCCAAACGAGCAGGUGACUGGUUUAAAGAGGAAUUGAGACUCCUAGGAGGAUUGGACCAUAUUGUAGAUAAAGUAAAAGAAUGUGUGGAUCAGUUAAGUGAAAAUGAAGAGGAGGACAAACUGGUUGCAUCAUUAUGGGGCGCAGAGCGCUGUUUACGUGUGUUGGAAAGUGUCACAGUUCACAAUCCAGAAAACCAGGGUUAUCUUAUAGCGUAUAAAGACUCCCAGCUCAUCAUCUCUUCUGCCAGGGCAUUGCAACAUUGUGAGCAGUUGAUCACACGAUAUAACCGGGAAGAUAGCAAGCUCUGCUUAGCAAACAGCAAUUCUUUGCCGGAGUACAGUGCCUCUAGUCACAUUGGCAAGGCAGUAGAGGACUGCAUGAGAGCAAUCUUUGGUGUCCUGCUGAACUUGACCAAUGACAAUGAGUGGGGCAGCACAAAGACUGGUGAGCAGGACAACCUCAUCAGUACAACCAUGAACUGCGUGCUUCAGGUGCCACAGUACAUACCUCAGGAACAGAGAUUUGAUAUUCGAGUGCUGGGUCUAGGCCUGCUGAUUAAUCUUGUGGAGCACAGUGCUCGCAAUAGGCAUUGUCUUGUUGACAUGGAAACACCAUGCUCCUUUGAUUCAUUCUGUGCUGUGGAUGGAAAUGAUAGUUUGAGGAUGGAAGGACAGGUGCGAGCUAUCGAGGCCUUGGUGCAGUUGUUUCUGCAGCGGGAGCGAGCUGCCCGCCUUGCAGAGACCGAGACCGAUGAUUUCAUCAAAGACACACCAACAGCACCUCAAGACCAGAGUGGCCAGUGGCAGGAAACUGCAGGGUCAUUGGAAUGGGUGCAGUCAGAAAAUUGUACCAAGAAUGACAAUAAUGAAAAGAAAGAGGAGGAGGAUGAAGAGAUUGACCUGAAUAAAGCCCUGCAGCAUGCUGGAAAGCACAUGGAGGAUUGCAUUGUGGCCUCAUAUACAGCACUGCUUCUGGGCUGCCUAUGUCAAGAGAGCCCAGUGAAUGUUACUACUGUGAGGGAGCUUUUACCCGAAGGAGACUUCUCCAUAAUGACUGAGAUGUUGCAGAAGUUUUUGAGUUUCAUGAAUCUCACGUGUGCAGUGGGAACGACAGGACAGAAAUCCAUCUCUCGAGUAAUUGAAUACUUGGAUCACUGCUAAAGAUCACCAAGCUUCAGCUACAGAUAGGCUAUGUUCUGUCCCUUGGGGUUAAACCCCUCCCUCGUCAACCAAUCAUAUGGGCAAGGCCUUCUCCCACCUUAAGUGUGGAAAGCACCAAGAGGAAGCUCACUCUGGUUUAUCAGUGACUGCUUCCAAAGGAGCUCAUGUCCAUUGUACCUGGCAGUACCAAAUGAAUGAAAAUGGUGAAUCUGGUUGGAGGCAGAAAGAAAUCUGCAGAUGAAUGUCCUGUGCUUUAAGACACAGCUGAUAGUAAUUGCAUAAGUUGAAUUAUUCCAUACCCACACAGGUAUGCAGACAGCCCCAGUAUUGAGAACCUUCCCUGCAAGAUCAAAAUAGAGUUUAAUAAAACUAAAUGGCCUUGUUUUACUCAGCAAUACUACAGAGUGCUUUCAUUGAUCAGGUUUAUGGUUUAGUGUGGGUAUGGAAUAAAUCCUGUACCCCACGUUUUUUUUAGUUACCAUGACAAAUGUGGACAUUGCUGUGAUUGGUGACUAUUGCAUCUGAGCAGAGUGCAUAUGGUCAAUUGACAACUAAUUCAUUUGACACCAACAAACCAGGCAACCCUCCAGAAAAGAUAUUUGUUUUACUGCAAGUCGAAUGGAUUGACAUGGUUUAAGCUUUGACUCGUGUUCUAUAUAUAGAGUUAAAUAACACAGGUAUAUAAUUAUAUAAUAAGACUAUUUGUUUUAGUUCUCCUGAUCCAUUCAACUUGUAUUAAAAUAAAUGGUGUGAAUUAAAGGAGCCAAUUACAAUCUCAAAUAUCCCAUCAAUAAUGUAAUAUCCCUUAUUGGAUGAGGGUUUUAUUUUGUCUUAAAGUCUUCAUCCUAAUUUGUCUUAGACAUGUUUUAAAAUUGGAAAAACACACCAGCAGUGUCCAGGUUCCAACCUAAUUUGGUUACCUGUAGUUAUCUCUGGGUUGGAGUCUCGCUGGAUCCACAGAAAAUAUGUACAAGAUGCCUGUUUCAAGAUGACAUGAGUGUUGUUGUGAAGCUAGUUGGUAACUUUCAAUACUCAGUUGUCAUAUUUGAUUGUGAUUAGUCUUUGACUGCAUUUUGGAUGUUUCGGUGCUGUGAUCUGCUUUUGAGUCUCUAACAUUACCAGAAGCCAUUCAGUGCUCCUGAGAGUUUGAACACUGGAGUGAAGCAACAUCAGUUUUCUUCAUCUUAACUUAGAAAAUUCCUGUUUAUGCUUGUAUUAGAUACAAUGAAAUGGCCGAUCAAAACAGGAGAGGAGAAAGCAAUGGUAUAUGAAAUAUAUUCCAAGGUUCUCAGUUUUAAUUCAUUAGUUUCCUUACUGAAAACUAUUGAGUUUAGCUAUGAGCAGGCCUGUAUAAAAAUCGUACCUGCAAUUGCAGGCAUUUACAAUGUCUGCAUCAGUUACAUUGGGAUGUUAAACAUAGAUGCAGAGUAGGAGUAAUAGUCAUCAACCUUUGCCUUCUUCACUGCCACCCACCUCUUUCUUUUCCGGUCAAUGACAAGCCAGUGCACAAUACCUGUUAAAGUUUUGCAGUUACAUCAGGAGACUGCUGAGGGCAGAUGUGUCUUAAUUUUGAUACUCAAUUAAUAUAGUCGAGAGAAGAGUUGGGGAAGUUCCUUGAAGUUAAAUCACUAUGUGCAGGUAAUCAAACAAAGCUAUGUUGAAUAUUAUAAUGUGAGCAUUUUAGAGUUGAUAGUUUUCCACACAUUUUAAAAAUUUGCACUUACAGAAACCAGUAACAUUCUGUGUCUUUAUCAGAGAAAAUAACUGUUGUGACAGUUUUUACCUCCACCAAGGCAGAAUUUGGGCAGCAUUUCCAAACUUGAUUCGAGGUAGAUCCAUGUUAUGAUUAGUUGAUUAAUAUGCUACAGAAGUGGGCAAUUUGCUUCAGUUUGACUGACUUAGAUAGUAGUAAAGCUGGCUGAUGAGUAAUGAGGAAAAUGUUGGUUGAAUCAAUAUAAUUUUUUCUAGCUAUAGAAAUGGUAACGGUAAGAGAGAAUUGGAAGAAGAAUGAUGAAAUUAUUCUUUAGUGCAUAUUUUAAACUCAAACUAAAGGUGUGGAAAAUGACCAGCUGAGCCUGUCAAUGAGAUCUGGAUUUUUUUUCUUUUGUGUUUCUGUUGUAGGGUUGCAUUUUUGCCUAUUCUAUUUGUCCAGUAACAUCAUUUGCCUGUGCUUAGUUGUUGUGCAUCCCCACAACAAAAACACCAGCUGGCACCUCCAUUGUAUCAAAGGCUGCAAUGGAAACUGAAUGGGGAUUCCCAACUUUUUGUUAUGCCAUUAGCCGAGGGGUCUGAGGACCCCAGGUUGGGAAUCCCUGGUUUAUGCAGGCAAAAAACCAGCAACGUAUAUAUUAAAAAAAAUUGCUGGUGGGUGUCAUUUGGAACGCCGUUGAGUUACUGUGAGGCUUGCAGGUCAUGGAAUUUCAGUGCAAGGCGAGGUAGUUAUUUCACUUCCCCAUACUUACUGCCCUUUGUGUUUUCAAUUCAAAUGGGUUUUGGUUGGGAAUGCUGCUUUGAUGUUAUUGGAAGGAGCUGGCUGCUCUGAAUUCCCGAGGCAGCUCUCGAUCCAAGGCGCACCUUCAGUGUUCUUUGUGGUCGAUUGUUAUUAAUUAUUUAACUGUAGAAGACCAAAUGACUGAAGAACUAGGAAAAUCUUUAGCAUCCUUGUCUUCAUGUUAAUUAACUGGUUUUACCCUACCCAUGCCAUUUUUUAAAAAUCCAAGAUAUAAUGGCUCGACAUUUUAUUUGCUGAUUUUAGUCGGAGGAAAUUAUAUGUGUGAAUUACCCAGCUUUGCAGAAUCUUUUAAAAUCAUCUGCAAUAGCAAAUUAUAAUAUGAUUUAUUGAGACUUUGGUAUGCUUUUCCAGAUGGAAUGCAUUCUUCGUGAUGCUGAAUAGGUAUUCAUAAUGUGAAAUAAAAACACAAGUUUUAAUCUCUGGAAUCCAACUUCAAACCAGCCUGGACUGAGAGAUCUGGUAUAAUAUUUUGUAAGGGAUUGAUUAUUGACACAAGUAUCUUUGAGUUUAAUGAGAUUUGAUUCUGUAUUUGCUGGAAAGUUGAGCUGCCAGUUCUUUAUAUUGAUUCCAAAGGUAGAGAUCUGUUCCCUCUGCUGACUCAUCUCUUCUGAACAAGCACUGGAAAUAUGGAUGAUGGGGGUUAUUGACAAUUCACUGUGUUGAGUGUCUGUCAGAGAUACUUUGAGAGCCCUUUAGUAACUAAUUAUCCCUCUGUUUUGACUUUGUCUUUUCUGCCAAGCCUUGUAUCUUUGCUGUUGGAGUAGUCUUCAGUUUCUGCUUGCUUAGUCUGGCCACAGGUAGCUAGCUGCUGGCCAGCGGCUAUUUCCCUUCAGGUCAAUAAGAACUAUGCAAAGUUCAGUAAAAUGCUUUUAACCCCUUUAUCCCCAUUGUUUCUCCCCUUUUGUUUAACCUUUGAUGUCAUUCUCCAGCAGUGUUGAUAUUGUUGGAAGGAUUGGGAGCUGUUCUGUCUAUUAUCCAGGAAUUUUAGCUAAUGUCCCUUUUCGUGUGGUUCAGUGUCUAGAUUCUGAUCAUUGUCUGUCCCUUGUUAUCAACAGUUUUUACUAAAGAUGUGAAGUUAAAAUCCUUUGUUCAGGGUAGAACCUCUUUUAAUGAUGUGUACAAUAGGUUUAUUCUACCCUCUGAGAGGGAAUUAUUCCCAUUCCUUUCCAGUAUCACAUAAACUGCUCCAUGUCCAUACCAUGUACCUGUAUCCUGGAAGAGUACAGAUGGUAUUCUGCACUGAGUGUGAUGGAAAUCAGCUGGAUUAGUCUUUCCUAGCAGAUGUACUGUUCUGGUGAAGGCCCAUGUGGAAGCAUCUCUCGAGGAGUUUCACUCUUGCAUUCUGUUGCUCAGUGCUCUGCUGUACUGCUUGAUGCCUGCCAUGGGAGGAGUAUCUUCCGUGAACAACCCAGUUAGUGUUGGGUUUUCUUCACUACUCUUUGUAGCUGUUCCCUGAGAAAUGUAUAUCUCUGCUUCAUAUUUUUAACUUUACAGAUGAUUGGAACCUCAGUGAUUUAACUUGACUAAAUCCGUCUGUAAACUUCAUGGUGCCAUAUUGAAGGUUCAUUGAUGCUGCAAAACGUGAAAUAUCGGUCAAUGGAGCCAGGACAUGUUUAGUGGGGAAUGAAUGAAGUGUAUUUUUACAGGAUCUAUAGAAAUGGUUCCUGAUUUAUUGCUUGGAAACGGGCUUUCCAAAUACAAAUUAAUGUCAACUGGAUCAAGGUAUGAAAUGUGUUUGUUCUCAAAUCCUGACUCUCGGGAUUAGGUGAGAUUACAGAUUAGUUUUCAAUGCUUCUUUGGAUCUAGUAAGUUUAUGAACACAAACAAAAUUCAAGAUUCCACAAAUUUAAAAGUUUCUGUUUUUGUAGAGGUCAUUUGCUGCAGGUUCUCUGGGCAGUAGACUGAUCCGAUCUUCAGUCUGGCUAUUUGAACAGACUCUCCGUUCUUAAUAGCCAGUGUUUUUUUAAUGAAUGUUCAAACUAACUCUAAUCAAGUCUCCAGUUUGAGAUUUUAAAGCCAUGUUUUAUAUUUGUCAAAGUAAAGCUACUAAGUAUUUUUAAGCAGAUACAAUUUGUUUAAUUCUAGUCUGCAGUUUACAGCAAUGCAGCUGCUGUCUCUUCUAGUUGGGCUUGCUUUUAGGGAAAAAUGUAGGGGUCUGGUUGUGGUGAUGUCCCAGUUACUCUGUCACUCAUUUACGUUGGAAACCCAGUUUCUAUGGUUCAUAUGUGAGGAGAUCACAAUUCUGAUAACAAGGCUUCAUCUUGUCCUUGUUCAAUGAAGUAGGAUUAGAUGCACUAAAUGUAGGAUCCAAAUAUUUAUCCAAGUUCCCCACAGCUCUGUAGCAUUAAUAAAUGUGAAUCUGCUCCCAUCAGCAUACUUGAUGUGUUAAGUUAGUAUCAGACUUCCAUAGUUGAAUUCUCAACUUGUGUCUUCGUUAGCAGUCAGUCUUUCAAUUAUUGCCACAAAAGUCAAUUUAUUCCAGAAAGCAGGGGGAUGUUGCUGUUAUCGUGAUCAUUGGCUAGUUUUUAAACUGGCUGCUGAGAAUAGGUGUAAUUGACUGUCAGUUGUGAAUAUAUUUCCAUUCUCUGUCCUCCCUUGCGUUGAAUCAAAUAGAGUGAAUGGUGGAACUCAGCCCCACUAAUGUAUUGGGUCCUGAUUGUAUGUACCUAAGGCAAAAAUUCUUCAAUGGACUGACUAUCAAUGCUUCAUAGUUUGGGGAAGAUAGAAUCAAGUAGAGCAUGCUAAAAAUAUAGCAUUAUCUCAAUUUUACAAUCAUGAUUCAGGCGUAAAUGAAAAGCACUCUUGGCAGAGUUGUAUUAGGGUUUUUAAUUCUAUAGCCUGCCCUGCCAGGUGGUUGGACACAUUCUGGGUUCACUUUAAUUGCAUUAGUGACCUGAGUUAAUCAAAAAUCCUUUGCAGUAGUCGAAUAUUUCACAAAGAGCAUAAGCAAUAUAAGUGAUGUUUCAGUGAAUAGUUUGGAAGUGCUCUGAAGCCACGCUUUGAAUUUGAGAACUGAAUUCGAAGGUGGGGCCUGCACACUGGUUCCAGAAAUGCUAGUCUUUUACAUGGAGGGAAAGGUCUGAUAGGUGAUGGUUUUUAUUUUUUGUGUGUAAGGAUUGGAAAAUGUUGCUAAGUAAAUUUAGCAAUGGCAUUGUUACUGCUCAGCUUCAUUUAUGCUUUAUCUAUCUGCUGCAUUGCAGGUAACGUGAUAGAAAAGUGAAAUUUGUUGGGUUAGGGGUUAAUGAGUACCACGGGGAGCCACAUCCUUGUGUCCAUAACAUGGAAAGAGAAAAACAAGUUGCCUCGUCAGUUUAAUCCUUACACCUCGGAUGAACUUUCAUAGCUAUAUAGUUGGUGCUUUUUUAAAAAAAGGCUUCCCUUAUCAUAAAAGAUUAUGGCGUCAUGCAUUGGGGUUCUUUGAACAAGAAUGCCUUAAUAGGUGGGUUUUGGUUAUUUAUGUAAAUUAGAAAUAUAUGAAAUAAACCAAAAUGAAAAGUUUGAAUUUCCAGGUCAAUCCAGAGAGGCAGGGUAAGUUGCAGUAUCAUAGAAAAAUGUUUUCUUUGGCUGGUGCCCCUAAUAAUGGAUAAUGUAUUCACAUCCACUGACUUGGACACUGUGGCUUUCUCUGGGUUCCCCUCCAAUGCUUCCAUCCGUUGUCAAUUGAACUGUGCAGAAGGAAAGGAACUGAAAUUACUUUUCAGUACUUCCUUUGCUGGAAUAUCUGUACAUGCUGAAGACAACAUUCAUUAUUCAGCUCCUAACAAAUUCAUUUUCUUUAAAGUUAGCAUUUCAAAGCUCUAAUGAGAAUUAAGAUAGUGUCUCUCACAUUGUUCUUGUAAAAUUACAAACUUAUCCUGCAAAACUAUUGCUGUAAGUUAAGAUCCUGGACGUGGCUUGCAAUCGUCCUGCACAGCGGUCACAUGCAGGCUUCAUCAGGCCAAAGCCAUUUGAAAUGUCUAUUCACGUUCCCCAAAUAUACAUCCUAGGGCUUCUGCACUCAAGCCCUGACUUAUUGAUUGAUCAUGUAUCCAACGGAUGUGGUAGGCGCUUUCUCAGUUGAAGUGAGAAAGUGCCAAGUACAUCUCACCAGUCAGCAAUUCUGAAAAUUUGAUACAAUUAAGCCAGUUAAUUGGAGUUUAUCAGGGUGUACAUGUUUAAAGAAUAUUUUAGUGAUUGUAUCUCUGCAAUGAAUUGUUAACUGGGAGAGAAUAAUAAAUAUUUCCAUUAACCACAUAGUCUGUGAGUAGCACCACAUGAUUUAUAAAUGUAAAACCCUGCUCAUUCUCGAUGCCUGUGCAAUAGUCCCAUUCAUCGAAUAUUCUUUGUAGCUGCCAGUUUGAUUGGGAAGGUUUCAUUUCAUUACUUUAGGUAAAAUCAGGAUAGGUUUGCAGAUACUGUCCACCUCUCAAUUCAAAUUGAUCACCCACACAUUUUUCUCACUGCUAGCCUGUGGUGCAUUCACGUGCAUUUAAUAGCUAUCGCCACAAAGCGGACCUUGCUUGCAUGGUUCCAAAUGGGACUCCACUUGGGCUUCUGUGUUAACAUGCACACAGUCUGAAAAUGCUGAGCUUUGCAUGAGGUUUCUUGAUUUACUGUGAUAGGAGUAUGGAGUUCUGUUCCAUUGUGAUGGUGCCCACACAACACUUUUGGAGAGGACAUUCGUCCUAGGAGUGAAAACGUGGCCUUUGAAGUUUAGACUCCAGUGUGAAUAGAGAGUGAACGUAACUUUCAUAUUCUCAUCUAAUUUUUUUUCAGUCAAGUAACAGUUUAAGCUUUCUGCUGUGAUAGGAGGGGUGCUUCAAACUUGGGAGAGUUCAUGUCUCAUGAUCUUGAUCCUGUGUAUACUUGAUCGUCAGUGACAGGUUGGAAUGGGUGAAAUAGUUAUCCCUGGGCUGCACAGUUUUCCAGAAGUUGUGUAAUUUAAGCAGCAAAACUCUUAACUGACUAAUUGUGUGGGCUUCUAAAGGUGCAUUUGAGGAUUCAAGAAGCAUUCUCUAAUGCACUGAUCUUACAUUCUGAAGUAAUCCCAGCCUAGUUAUGGUUUUGUAGAUGAGAGGUAUGGUUGAGUUAUUUUCGAAGGAAGGUUACCUCUGAUGCAUUUCCCACUUAUGUCCAAGUUUCACUCCCAGCACUGGCUGUGCACUCUGUCAGUUACUUGUGGCUUUCCCCACAAGUCAAACCCUCAUGUCUACAUUUCCAAUUGUUUUCAUUCCAUUCCGUUGUUGUAAACACAUGACUGGGAAGGGUACAUGAGGGCAUGAACAGAAUGGAUUUAAAAUAAAUUUUAAAUGACUUUCUUUGUGUAAAUAGUUGUGUAAAUAUUGGCAAUUGGAAAUUUAGAAUGGUAGAAAUACUUUUCAGAUUCCGAUCCUAUUUUUAUUUUAUACAUAUUUCUCAGUUUCAAUCUUUCAGAGUAAAAGCCAAAUGGCAGGAAAUAGAGUUUGUACCAGUUUCUGAAGUAUGUCUUUGGUUACCUGUAAAUAAUUUUAACUCGAAUAAAAAUUGCUACU